Messenger RNA from Python bivittatus (Burmese python), 3725 nucleotides. It is a transcript of the gene ARL6, whose product is annotated as ARF like GTPase 6. The record is from RefSeq and is a predicted model, not a curated record. Gene Ontology annotation, molecular function: GTPase activity; GTP binding. Lineage: Eukaryota; Metazoa; Chordata; Lepidosauria; Squamata; Pythonidae.
UGUAAGUGCCCAGAAACUUUUUUUAAAAAAAUUUUCAUAACAGAUGUGCUGGAGCAAAGCAAAGCCAGGGGCCAUUGUCCCUUGUACUUUAUUAUCCCAUCUGUCUCACAUAACAAGAGAAUGUGAACUGUAUAAUCUAGUCAAUAGCCUGCACUGUUUACUGACCUUGAAUUAUAGAUGGAAAGGGGAAAGAGUAGAGCAGUGUCUAGACUGGUUUUGGAGUUCUAAUCCUUCCUUUCAACUAUUAUCUUGAGAAAUAGAGGUAAGAACCUUGACUCUUCUCUAGCUCUUUUUAAAGGGAAGUUGUAAAUCUAGCACAGUCUCAAAUGUUAGAAAUAAACAGUCUCAAAUGUCUAGAAAUAAACUGCAAUUAACUGACCAGGGCUUCAUUCUUCUGUUAGUAAACCUGUUCCAAUAUAACUCAGUUGGUGGAACAGUUGCCAUGACACAGUUCAAGACCAACUGAUUUUAAAGCCAGCAUGUUAACAGAGACAAUUUGCAUCUUGGAGUUAUUACAUAAAUCUAAGAGAAAAAGAAAUUCCCUCACAUUUUCUAGGCAUGAAAAUAAUUCAAACAUUUUAUAAUCUGUUUGUUGCAAAAUGUCAGCAAAUUGUCCAUUAUUACCUGAACUGGAAGUACAAAAGCUAAUACACGUGGUAAUGCUAGGUAUGGGCAAGGUUCUUCAGAUUGUGUGAGUGCAAUACCCAUAUCUCACCAUUGGUCAUUCCUCAGUUUCAGUGAGGAAACUGAAAUUCAACAAUAUUCUAUAAAACAAUGCAGGAAUGUAUUCUUCCCUCUUCCCCAAUAUGCUCAGAUUUCAUUACAGAAGGUCAGUGUCCCUGAAUUACCGUGCAGAUCAGUGCCACACAGAAUGCAAAAUGAGUAAUAAAGGGGAAUUGCAAAGGUUAAAAAGGAAAGGAAACUAGGCUAUUAAGACUACAUGAAAUCUAUUACCCAUUGAGGAAGUACGUUAGCAAACAGAAUAUAUGGACAAGAAACACACCUACAUAUUAAUCCAGCCACAAGUACACGGAAGAAUCUACUCAAAGAUCAAUGGAUCCAUUCAGGAAGGGUAUGACUGGGGAAGGAACAGUUGCACACGUGCAUGCACACAGAAUCAGAAACAGAGAAAAUAGUUAUAAAACAAACAUUCAUUUAAUUUCAGGUGCGGAUUUUUGUUAUCUUAAAACAUUUUAUUUUAAAUCACCUAGCCAGCAGUACAAUCGACAGUUCCAAAACACAGCGGGGAGAGGAGGGGCUGUAAACAGGCGUGCAAUAUAAUUUGGUAGGUUAAUACUUCGAAUUAAUAGGACAAAUUAGGUUACUUUGUGUUUCCAGGUCGCCCUUCUAUGUAUUAACUUGCAACCGUCUUUCUCAAGCACAUCUCUGACCCCCUUCCAAUCAAAAUCCAACCCUCAUCUCACUCCUAUACAGACAGGUUGAGCUUUUAAAUAUUAAACUUAAACAAGGCAUGGACGAAACCCCAAAUGAGGGAGGCGAGGGGGAGUCUAUCGGGAUUGCGAUUCGUUCCUGCAGCACUUCUUCAUCACAGAUACAUUCAAACCCUGGAUCCGUCUCCUGAUACUUCUCUCUUCCCCGUGUCACGAAAAGAUUCAGAGCAGAAGACGAGAACGCAGAGCGCUCCUGUGGUGGAUCGGCCUUUCUUACGCAAUGGCGACCCCUCACUCCUCAGAGGACUAUCAGAAGAUCGCUGCCACGCAGGACUGGAAAAGGCGCUCCGCCUAGCAGAGGGCGUGGUUUACGGGGUGGUUCGGUUUCCGAGGUAACGACGUAGGCAUCGGGGACGUGGGGGUAGAAGGGGGUUCUGGCUCGUUCCGGGCCUGAUGCGCAGCUGCUGUUGGCUGCGUUUUCUUUGUAUUUCUAUACUUAGGGUUGCAAAGAGCAGCAAUGCAUGUAUCCUGCACCUUCAGGGAUAGCAGCAAGUGAAAUGAAAUACAGGAAUUGAUUGUGCCAUUCAAUCAAAAUUAUGGGAUUAUUUGAUAAACUGGCAAGUUGGCUUGGCCUGAAAAAGAAAGAGGUUCAUGUUCUGUGCCUUGGAUUAGACAACAGUGGUAAAACAACAAUUAUCAACAAGUUAAAACCAUCUAAUGCUCAAGCUCAAGAUAUUGUUCCCACAAUAGGAUUCAGUAUAGAAAAAUUCAAGACAUCAAGUUUGUCAUUCACCGUGUUUGAUAUGUCAGGUCAAGGUAGAUACAGAAAUCUCUGGGAACACUAUUACAAAGAUUGCCAGGCCAUUAUUUUUGUCAUUGAUAGCAGUGACAUACUAAGAAUGGUUGUGGCAAAGGAAGAACUUGACACUCUCUUGACUCAUCCAGAUCUUAAACAUCGCCGAAUACCAAUUCUGUUCUUCGCAAACAAGAUGGAUCUCAGAGAUGCUGUUUCCUCUGUUAAAGUCUCUCAUUUACUGACCUUAGAAAACAUCAAAGACAAGCCAUGGCAUAUCUGUGCUAGUGAUGCUCUUAAAGGAGAAGGAUUGCAAGAAGGUGUGGACUGGCUUCAAGAUCAGAUCCAAAUAAUGAAGACAUGAAAAGCUAAUGAGCUAAUGGAAAUAUUAACAAUAAUUUAUAGAUAUUGAAGGCCUUGGAGAUAAAGACUUUUUAGGCCUGUGUGUUUUCUCAUGUUGGCUUUUAUAAAAGCCUUUAAAAAUAAAAUAGUACUUUUUGCUAAUAGCUCAUAACGGCCAUAAUAUGACCGUUAGAUGUGGUCAAAUAAAAGAAUGAAAUAAUUGUAUGCUAUUUAAAAACCUUUGGUAUGUUUUUGUUUGAUUUUUAGAGCUUAGGGAAAGGAUCUUACAUCUUAAAAAAUUGAUUUCUGAAAAGCUUUUCAUAGUAUCUUGUACUCAAAACUUCACACUGGCCAUGUCUCCCUGUUGAACUAAAAUUUGGUUUAAAUUAAUAGUCACAAAAAAGAAAAAAAUGCUACAAGACUUAAGCUAGGCACUUCUUGUUCUUUUAAACUUUUCCCCUGCAGUUGGAAAGACUACUUUUGCAGCUUUUCUUUCCCAUCCAUUUUUUCCCAUCAUGUUGUAUUUGUCCAGUCCACAGAUCAUGGUUUACCCCAGCUCUGGUUGUGUACAAAAUAACUUCAAACCAUAGUUUGAAAUUUGGCUUUAUAAACCUGUUUUUUAUAUAACAAAGCAUUGGGAAAGAGUUAUUCUUCCAGCCAGAUAAUAGAAGAAGAAAGAUGGGAGAUGUGCAUGCUCCAAGCUCAGACAUAAUGUGCAAAACAGAGUGGUUUUGUUCCAGAAUACUCAGUUUUCUUUAAAAAUAUUCCAUUUUCUUCUGGAACAGGCUGAUCCACACAUCAGGGAGGUUUUUGCAUCUCCAGAAUUGUAACAUCGGAAAGUGUGGUGUUCUGGAUGAUACACUUCUAAAAAUGCACAAAUCACUUAAAUCAACCCCUUGGGGCAGGGAAAUUGAACAUUUCAAAAACAGACUGUUCUAUUUUGCACACCUGUACUCAAAUAACACUCAUACACAUGAUACACAUCUUGCAUGUCUUACUAGGCCAUUUUAGCAUGUAAACCGGCCCACUGCAAUGGACCUUUAACAGAGUAUAAUUUUAUCAUGCACAGAAAUCAGCUAUACCACUUUUUCAUACAAUAUUUUAGGUAGAUGUGAAUUGUGUUUUUAAAAGCUGUUUGGAUGUUAAUGAAUGUGCUAUUUAUGUGCUAAAUUACAUUGUUUUCUGUAAUAGCUAAAACA